UCUGAGUGGACAUUUUUUAUCAUCGUAGUUCAUUCUGUUUACUACAACAACCCUGCUUUCGGACAUAGGUUUAUCCUCCACUGAUGAGUCGCUUGACCUUUCUGCGUCUACGCGACGACGGUCGGACAGUAUGUCUGAACCACCCGGAAAACGAGCCAAGAUCGAUGUAACGCGACCCUCUCAUAAUAAGGCAUGUGCAAGAUGUCGCAUGAGGAAAAUUAAAUGCGAUGCUCUAUGGCCGGCCUGCUCCUCGUGUAAGUCGGCACACGUGCCAUGCAUGGGCUAUGAUACGACCCUCUCUAAGGAAGUCCCAAGGAGCAUUGUGGCCCAGUUUGAGGACAAGGUCCUCGCUCUAGAGAAGAGAAUCAAAUGUUUGAAAGAGCAAAAUGAGCAACAGGAGGCUUUUUCGGCCUCGGCCAGUAUCGGGAGCAAUACAAAUUUCUACCUUCGUAACGCGUUAACCGCUGCACUGACCACUGUCAUGGAUUUCGAUGGCGCCGAGAGCAAUUUGUAUGUGUAUUACGAUGCUUUUCAUCUGCAGCAGUCAAGCUUGCCGCUACCGUUUCCACCCCAAACACGCUAUCUUUCCAGAGAUGAGAUUGAUGGUAGACCAUCACCUCAAGCGAUAAACCUCUCUGAGGUUCCUCGUGCGGCGGCCGAUCUAAUGUUGAAAAACUACACCGAUACUCUCUCGAUGCGGCAUCCCUGCGUUGGUACGGAGGAGCUGUUGGAGAGUUAUGCAAAGUGCUUCGACUCACCAACCAGAGCCUCAUCAUACGACGUAUUCAUCGUUUGUAUGGUGUUGGCAAUAAGUGCCGCUACGCUUAUCUGGACAAAUGAACAGCACGCAUUAUCUUCAUCUGCCAGCUUCUUCGCAAAGGCUAAAGAAAUGCUUGCGCUACCAACGACAUAUGACACCGAAAUCCGACAGAUCGAGGUGGCUUUGUUAUUAGCACAUUACUCGUUCAUGAGCCCUACGUCAGUUGAUGCGUGGUACUGUAUAGGAGAUGCUUCUAGACGCUGCAUCAAUCUUGGUCUUCAUAAGGAGGCUGAUCCAGGGAUGGGACUCAGUCCGCACGAGCGUGAGACCCGACAGCGGCUUUUCUGGACCACAUGUGGGCUUGAAAGAACCAUUUGCUCUCAACUCAGAUUGCCCUUUCUUCUUGACGAGUCGGAUAUCACAACGAAGUUAUACUCCCCCCCUAGUACAGGCACUCAAAGUUUAGUUCAAAAACAACUAAGAAUGGACGACAAUGACGCAUCCGAAUUCCGCCUUCUUGAGCGAGAGGUGUAUAAUAUGUUAUGGAUACAAAAGCCACAAUACGACUCUAUUACGCUCGAAGACUGGCUAGUCUCUGUAAAUGCUCGAAUAGAUGAUUGGUGUCUACGAGCACAGAGGAUUGAGCUCAGACGAAAGACUUUGUACGGAUAUAAGCGUGUGUUUGAGAUGAGCAGUAUAGGACAAAAUCUCCUAAAAGGACGGUUAUACAGACCAACCCCAAGAGUCCUGUAUCCUUCACAAGAGUCACGCCUUGAGUUUAUCAAGGCCUCUAUGGCUGUAACGAGCCUCUACACCCAAUAUUGCAAGCAGCAUCGACUCAUAUAUCCUUGGUUCGCCGCACAUAAUCUCUUCGAAAUGGCCAUCGCCACCCUCGACACUGCAUGGCUCGGGAGCGACUGGCUGCCACAAUAUGUGGAUCUCCAGGAAGUCAUAUGCUGUAUUCACGAUUAUCCCAAUCUUCUUCGCGAAGUGGCACUGUUUUGGCCUGGUGUCAGGGGAUGCGCAGAUACCGUCACAACACUGGCUGAACCCGUGAUUCGUCGCCUUGAAGCGAUUUACCGGAAUGAAGAGCCACCGGCAAGGGACUGUACGACAUCCAAUGUUCUUGCUUGGUACCUAUUUCCAGACUCUGCACUCACGGCUGAACAAAGAACGGUUGAACCAAAUUUUAACGAAAUUGACAUAUCGGACAUCGAGCAAUUUCAACUCCCCAUGAUAGGCAUGGAGGAUUUCGAUUGGGCUAUGGGAGAGCCAGAACAAAUCUUCCUGGGCCUGGAUUUUACAUAAUCUUUCCCUGUGGCAACUGAGCAACGCCAUACACAGUAUAGUGCCAUGAUCUCAGAAGUGGAGCCUUCGAAGCAGCAUGGUUGUCGUUUCUGAGAGCGAAGCCAACGUUUGUUUCGGGGAUGAACCUUGCUAGACUAUUAGCACCUGCUGCCGACCAGACGUCUCUUUCUUGACAGUCACGUACCUCGUGGCAAAUCAUGGCUUUGUAGAACUUUGUAGAGUUGUAUUAG
This is a messenger RNA of Talaromyces proteolyticus, 2298 nucleotides long. RefSeq names its product fungal-specific transcription factor domain-containing protein. Bases 131 to 2068 code for a protein of 645 amino acids. Gene Ontology annotation, biological process: positive regulation of transcription by RNA polymerase II; DNA-templated transcription. The transcript has 3 exons. NCBI's taxonomy places the organism in Eukaryota, Fungi, Ascomycota, Eurotiomycetes, Eurotiales, Trichocomaceae. The record is from RefSeq and is a predicted model, not a curated record. Gene Ontology annotation, molecular function: sequence-specific DNA binding; DNA-binding transcription factor activity, RNA polymerase II-specific; zinc ion binding.